UUUCCCAGUAACGGAACUAUACCAGUAUUCAGUGCCAUCAUCAUGGACUUCGAAGACUACACCGCAACCCGCGGGAUGAUGUACCUUUUAUUGGCCCAGAACAAUAACCCUGCCUUAGGAACUGGUACCCACAUUUUGGCUACCCAGUCCCAAAACUUAUUGGGAGGUAUUCCCGACACUUUGCUUGACUUCAAUAACCAGUACCAGAUCAACUUGUUUGGUAACUAUCCCGUGGAGAGUGAUAAGGUGCCUUCAGCCAUCUUUGCAGCUGCGUUUGCAGUGUUGAUGGUGCUUCAUAUUGCCAUCUUUGCUAUCAAUGCGUCCCGUGGUCACUACUUCUGGUUGACCUUGGGUUGGAUCUUCUACUGUAUCAUGAGAGUGAUUGGAUGGAUCGUUAGAAUUUACUGGAUCCCUGUUUUAUACGAUACCACCAGAGGUAUUUCCAACGAAGUGUUUUUGAUUUUGCCCUCCAUCUUUCUUACAUCCUUCAACUUGAUCUUAGCACAGCGUAUUUUCACCUGGAGACAUCCAGUCGGUGGAUCCCGUCGUUUAUUCUGGAAUUUGAUGAUCACAUUAUAUGUGUUCGUCGCUGCAAUUGUGGCCAUCACAGUGCUUGCUUCUGCAGUACCAUACGUCAACUUCUUAUCGGAUAAAAACUACACCAGAUGGAAAAAGGUGGUCGAGGCUUCGUCCAUUUUGAUUAUCUUGUACUCCUUGACUUCGAUCUCCUUGAUUGGUUUGGCAUACUUCUUCAAGCCAACCGCCAAGGACGAAAACUUAUACACUUACCAACCUUGGUGGGUUGAAUCUUUCUCUCCAUUCUACUUUGUUAAGCCUGGUGCCAAAGAAGAAGCGGAAGAAACUUUCAUGAAGAGAAACCACAACCAUCGUCAUGCCAUCAGAGUCAUCGCCGCCACCCACCAUCACUACAACAUGGUUGAAGGCACCACCAAUCAAAGAGGUGACUUGACUCAUAAUUAUUCUUUGGUUAUCAUCGCAAUUACCACAGUAUUGCUUCUCGUGGGAGCAGUAUUGAGAUCAAUUGUUGUUUUCGAAGGAAACUACCAUUACAAGAGUGGUAAGUUGUGUCAGCCUGUGGCUAUGUACAUCUGUUGGGGUUUGUUCGAAUUUAUCAUCAACGCACUCUACAUCGUUGGAAGAGUUGACUUGAGAUUCUACAGACCAGACAAGUUACCUAAGAAGGUUAGAAGCAUCAUCACUGCCGAACAGUCUGUGCUUGUGUCCGACAACGAAGAAGAGGAAGAGGAAUACGAGUAUGAGACCGACGAGAACUACUCUCAACAAUACAAGGAGUCAUUUAACGAUUCCAAUGAUCUCGACUUUUCUCCACCAAACUAUCACUACCAAACAACUCAACCAGCUCAUCCCAAACCAAAAACCGAGAAGAACGAGGAAGAGUUCCAUUUCUAGCUUGGAAUUAGAUACCAACGAAAAUGCAGAGAAGAGUUUCAUUUCUAGUGCGCUUUCAAAGUCUUAGUUCUAGCUCAAGGCCCUUUGUUCAUCACUGUGCACACUGACGUGGUCCAAUGACCAGUCUUAUUACCCAUUAUACCGAAAGGUUUACCAUCCUCAGCGAGGACUUGCUAAGUUGCAUGUAAUAUACGAUUAUAGAAUCAGCG
Molecule: messenger RNA, 1640 nt
Organism: Suhomyces tanzawaensis NRRL Y-17324
Lineage: Eukaryota; Fungi; Ascomycota; Pichiomycetes; Serinales; Debaryomycetaceae
Exons: 1
Coding region: 43-1431 (462 amino acids)
Source: RefSeq, a predicted model, not a curated record